Messenger RNA from Folsomia candida, 3886 nucleotides. RefSeq names its product dehydrogenase/reductase SDR family member 7. Bases 2689 to 3747 code for a protein of 352 amino acids. The transcript has 10 exons. Gene Ontology annotation, molecular function: DNA binding; oxidoreductase activity. Lineage: Eukaryota; Metazoa; Arthropoda; Collembola; Entomobryomorpha; Isotomidae. The record is from RefSeq and is a predicted model, not a curated record.
ACAUUAUUGCUUACAUAGUUAAUUUUAAAUGAUUUUGGAGAAUUCGAAUAAUCAAUAGUACUGCAUCUUUUUACAAAAACCAACGCAUUGCUAACACCACUAAGUAUGAUAAUUUUAAAUAUAACAAACAAUUUUCCAUUAAUUUUUACAACGGAGUUGACAUGUUGUUUUGUAUCACUACUACAAACAUUAACAAACAAUUUUUUAUAUAAAAUACAGGAUUUAAAACUAAAACCUUCAGAAUGUUGAUGACCAAUAAUUUUAAGCUUAGCUUUUUCAGAGGUACUAAAAAUAUACAAUUUUUUGCUUCCUAAUAAUCUACAAUUAUCAAUGGAAUAAGAAUUUUUAAAAAAUCGCUUGCAUUCAAGCAAAGAUUCAUGAAAUUGCUUAGCCCCUUCACUUAAAAAUUCCACUUCUCCGAGACUGUAGACCUUUUGGGUGCAAAUAGCUCGAUUAACAAUUUGAGUACUGAUUUCUCUAGUACCACAAAAACUAUUUUUGAGAAUACCAUUGUAAUUUUCAAACUGAAAUAGAGAAUAUCCCCAAAGUGGGCCCCAUUUUCUCACAUUUUCCGCUGCGUGGGUUAAUAAAUGAACAUUAAAAGAACAAUAACUUUGGCCAUAGAGGUUUGGAAUAAGCAUUGAAAAUUCUUUGAUUAAUAUUUCUGCUACCAAUAUUUCAUCCAUUGUUACACUAUCUUGACACAAAAUCGAAAUGGAAUCUACAAGUUUAGCAAAGUGUUUUAAAAAACAAUCUUGAAGAAUUCCUUUUAGCAGCGGCACCGCAAUUAGCAUCCAAUUUUUCCAUUCGUGUGCCUUCCAAUAUUUAAUGCUGCUGAGAUCCCUUAUUGUCCUGCUGCAGUUCUUGGGAAUUUUGCAUCUUCUUAAUUUUUGAUUUAUUUGAUUUUCCUUAUUUCCAAUGUAAAAGAUUUCCUGAUGAUUCUUGGGCAAAAUCCAGGCAAAUGUCAACAUUCGUACGACUCCCAGUAAAACAGUGUGCAUGUAGUCAAAAACGAAACCAUCGACGAUUGAAAAAUGUGGAAUUUUCAAGAGAGGGGAGGCCAAUUUAAUUCCAUAACGAUUUGAAAUAGAUGAUCCAGUUGAUAGCAAGUCUCGAAGUUCCAAAAGCUGAUUCAAAAAAUGUUCCUUGUUUCGAUUCGCAGCAAUUUCAGUUGGCGGAAAAAUCCAUUUAUGACUUCUGUCCCCUGUGGACAAAUUGAGCCCUUUAGCCUGACACCAUGGACAACUAUACUCCCCAUUGAAUUGAUUAAUUCCUUGCAAGGGGGCACGAGCUACGGAAUCGGCUGCAAGCAUUGGGAAAAAUAUUUUACUUUUAAUUUCCACCCCAUUAAAAUUCCAUUGGAUUCCUUCCUUUGAUAAUUGAUUUGAUUGAUUAAUUAGUGGGUCAAGAAAAAGUUUGAAAUUUGGCUUGCUAUCAUUAAACCACAAUCCAGCCAAAAUGGUGUGCUUUCUUCUUAAAUCGUAAUCCAAUUCGUUGAUUGAAAGAAGUAGAGGCCAAAUGCAUGACUUGGAAGAGUUGAAAAUCGAAACGCCGUCCGUGUUGAUGCAACAAGUUAUGUCAAAUUUUGAUAACUUUAACUUUUUAUAUGCUUCUCCAUCCAUUAUUCCGGAUGACUCGUUAUUAUUAAAUUGACGUUUGGCAAAAUUCUUUUUUAAACAUUGUGCAAUAUUUUUUCUCUCCAAUAGUUGCUUCAUGAUUGUUGCAAUGUCAAAUGACACGAAAAAGUUGCCGUCCUUUGUAGCAUUCCUUCCAGACUCUUGACAACUGGCGCAACUUCCGUUUGUCUCCAAAAUAUUUUGACAAUUGGAGCAAAAGGGGAUCUUUUUUGCCUGAUCGUAGCAAGGAUUCAGUUUUUUGCUUAACAAGUAGACAGAUGAAGGAAUUGUUUCCCCUUGUGGGAGGUGAAAAUUGAUUAAGGUCAAGAGGUCUGAUAACGCUGAUUUGCUAAUUUUGUGUCGAAAGGCAUAUCCAAAAAUUAACAAGCAGCUUUCAUUUGCAGUUAGUUGAGAUUGGGAUUUUUCUUCGCUCUGUGAACAAAUAAAUCAUGGGGUCAUAUUAUAUUAAUUAUUAUUUAUAAACAUACUUAUCUUACGUCAUCAUAUUCUUCGUCACUGGAUAAAUCAUCAAUCCCUGGCAUUGAAUUAUCAUUAUAAGCAACAACCUGUAUGAAAUAAGAAGAAUGUAAACUAUUGUAAUGCCAAUAAAAAAUUUAAAAAUACAUUAUCAUCCAGAUUGGUUUCUUCCUCAUGUUGUGGGCUAUUGCCGUUGACCUCCUGUGUAUUUUGAGUUUCAUGUUGAUUAUCCAAAUUACGACGAACGCCCUAAAAAACAAAAAAUGCUGUUGCUUAACAAGUUUCAACUAAAAAUUAUUUUAUUACCUUUUGACUAAUUCUGUAACGCGUUCGGCGAGGGACGAAAAGUGACCUACUUGACCCACCAGUUGGAGUAAAAUAUUUUUUAUAAUUUUUUCGUGUUGACAUUAUUAUUUAAUUAUUAAUUAUUGAAUUAACUUUUUAUAUACGUACACAUCGUAAACUUAUUAUUUUGUUUAAUUCAAUAAUUGAAGACUAAAUACUGCCCUAAGCCCAUGCCAGCGAAGUUUAGUAUUUCACACAUGGUCAAAACUUUUAACUUUUUUCUUAAAAAAUAAACUUAACAUAAAAUAAAAUGUCGUUUUUAUUGGUCGAAUGGUCAGAAGAUGACUUUAAGACAUAUUCUGUUGUGUCAAUUGACCAAUUAGAAGACGGAAUUUUGCGUGCGAAUCCUGGAAAACUUGUUGGAACUGUCGUUGCAAUUAAAUGGAAAAGGAACUCUAUCCAUCGUGGUCUCGUUUUACAAAUUGGGAAACACAAAAAUCUCUCUUUGGAAGCUGACAAGUUAGCCGUAAAAGCAGCUGACGAAGCUUCAAUCAUUAAAGAAAAAGACAAGAGCAAAUUUGAUAACUCUUCAGGAAUUAAAAUGCAAAAAUCUAAAAACCGAGCCAAUGAAAUUACAGAAAUUGCAUCCCAAAUUCCUUCUUCUCAAUCAGUUGACAUGAGUUUAAAUGCGGAAUUUGCUGACCCUCCUUUGGAUAACGAAACAGUAUCAAAAGAGAAGUAUGAUCGUCUCAAAGGACGUCACGAUAGGUUGAAGGAGAAAUAUCGCGAGUUGAAAAAAUUGGUAGAGAAUUCUCACGAAGUUGAAUUAUAUGAAGGGUCUGGAGUUACAUUGCCAGCUGCUGAAUUAGCUUCGAUAAAGAUUAUGUCGAAUAAACCAACAACCCUGGCCAGGAACUUGUUUCGUCGACUUUUCUCUCCGGAAGAACUAGCGAGUCAUUCCCUAAAUGGAAAAAUUUGUAAUGCAAACCAAUUAGCUCCCCCACUUCCAAAAAUUGACACAGCCAAAUCUGAUGCAGUAAUUAAAUUUGUUCUUAAAGAAGAAGGAUUCGACAACUCACCAAAUGCUGACAUUAAUGAGGCCAACAAAUCGUUUUUGAAGAACAAGAAGGCGGUAAAGCGAGAGAUUAAGAAAUCUCUAUCGGAUUUCCUUAGAGAGUUUCGUCAUGGACAUCAUUCUUGCUGCAAUAAUUGCCUUCUUUGUUAUCUGGAUUGGAAUAAUAUUUUAUGCAGAUUCCGACAUUUUGACAUUUUUGUAUUGGAAAUUUGGAAAAGAUCCAGCGUCCAAAUUUCAUGGAAAAGUGGUAUGGAUUACCGGUGCUUCAUCAGGAAUAGGGGAAGGACUUGCUAAAGAACUGGCGAAAUGUACCAAUGUCAAAAUUGUUCUCUCUGCCCGAAGGAAGGAUGAGUUAGAAAGAGUCAAGAAAGAAUGCCUGGACUUGAACAAAUCUAUAAAACCAGACUCGAUUCUUGUCUUACCAUUCGAUAUG